This is a messenger RNA of Malaclemys terrapin pileata, 3351 nucleotides long. RefSeq names its product serine/arginine repetitive matrix 4 (gene SRRM4). Gene Ontology annotation, molecular function: mRNA binding. Gene Ontology annotation, cellular component: nucleus. The coding region runs from base 57 to 1904 and encodes 615 amino acids. Gene Ontology annotation, biological process: neuron maturation; regulation of RNA splicing; mRNA processing. NCBI's taxonomy places the organism in Eukaryota, Metazoa, Chordata, Testudines, Emydidae. The transcript has 14 exons. The record is from RefSeq and is a predicted model, not a curated record.
GCUCGGGAUUUCAGCACCGCGGAGAGCUCCCCGCGGCCGGCCGGCCGGCCCCGGGCAUGGCCAGCGCGCAGCAGGGCGAGAAGCAGCUGUUCGAGAAGUUCUGGAGAGGCACCUUCAAAGCCGUGGCCACGCCGAGACCCGAGAGCGUCAUCGUCGCCAGCAUCACCGCCCGCAAGCCGCCGCCGAGCAGCGAGACGCCGAGCUGCCUGUCGUGCCCAACGGAGGAGAGACGUUUGGAAAAGCCGAGCGGAACCGCAGCUCAGGAGGCCUCCAGCACCAAUGGCUGUGUGAAAGGAAAGGACAGCAGACAGUACGCCCACCACAGAUCCCGCAGCCCCUCACGCGAUGAGGAGUACACGCCACCACCCCCAUCCCGGGGGAAGAAAAAGAAAAAGAAAUCCACUCGUAAGAAGAGGAGGAGGUCUCCAUCGUAUAGCCCCUCGCCUGUGAAGAAGAAGAAGAAGAAGAAAAGCUCAAAGAAACGAAAAAGAAACAGGUUAUCUUCAAAGAAGAGAAGACACAGUUCCUCAAGCCCAAAAAAUAAAAGAAAGGAAGAAAGAAAACACAAAAAACACUCUCGUAGCCGGCCACGAAAAUCCCACCGCCACCGCCAUCGCCACUACCACUCUCGCUCAGAGAGCUCCGAGUCCCUCUCCUCUAGCUGCCAAAGCAGGCACAGAGCCAGGUCUCGGGAGGAAGGCCAUAAAGCAAGACGAAGACGCUCCCAGCACUGUUCAAAGAGCACUGAGACGCAAAGCAUGUCUGCAGAGGGUCAAGCCAGCCAAACCCUUCAGAUCUACAGCUUCCUCUCGGCUAAGGAAGUAAUCUCUCAGUCAGGGUCAUCUGCUGACCUCUUUACCAAAACAGACAGCCCGCUUGGCAACCUAGCCAGUCGGAAUGGAGGGGCCCAUGAAUCUGACUCAGGAAACGAUACUUCUUCCCCUCCCUCCACUCAGACGAGCUCAGCCAGGCCAAAGGACAGCCAGGAGAAAAGAAACCUAGCCCACAAUGGCUUUGGCCGUGCCUUCUCGCCUGGGAAGCCCAAAUUGGCCAACAGCGAUAACAGCUCUGAUUCGGGAAAUUCCUUCACCAGUUGUUUUUCCCAGAGCAAGGGAACAACUUUGGAAAAUCUCUCUCCGGAUGCCCAGGGACAGGACCAAAGAAGUUUCCUGUCCCCGUGUCUCGCCUGCUCGGAGGUGAAGAAGCAGAGCCCCCUGCAUUCCCCGGACCGCAGCUCCCCACUGAGACCGUGCUCCCGCAGCGGGUCGUACACCAGCACAGGGCGGUCCUCCCGUGGCUCCAGUCGCUCCGCCCACUCCCGCUCAUUGCAUCACCAGGCCACGCCCAGGUACUCCCGAAGCAGAUCCUGCUCCUCAGGGAAAAGGUCCUAUUCAUGUUCCCCCAGCUACUCAUCCAAGUCCUGCAAAAGAAGCCCUGGAAGCAGGAACUCCAGACCACGUCGGAGCCCCAGUUAUUCCCGCUACAGCCCCACCAGGGACCGCGCGAGAGAGCACACGUACGGCUCCAGCGAGAAGGAGUCCCAGCGGGAGCGGAACAGGCGGCGGCAGAGGUCCUACUCGCCCAUGAGGAAACGCAGGAGAGAUUCUCCCAGCCACCUGGAAGCGCGCCGCAUCACGAGUGCCCGGAAACGCCCCAUCCCAUACUACAGGCCCAGUCCUUCCUCCUCCAGCAGCGUCAGCAGCUGUUCCUCCUGGUACAGCAGCGUUAGCCGCUCUCCCGGCCGCAGCCGCAGCUACUCCAGCUACAGGAGCAGCCGGAGCAGAAGCUGGAGCAGCAGCAGCGACAGCGGCCGGAGCCGGAGCCGGAGUUCGGGCCCAAGGAGCAGCCGGAGCAGGAGCAAGAGUUACGACUCUGCAGACAGCUAUGACAGCCUGCGGCGCUAGGGCGUCCCCCUCCCGGCCACUGUUUUGCAGCAAAAUCUAACUUGGAAGGAAUGAAGAUCUUUGCCGCCCAUACCCAGCACGCUCUCCUAGUGUGAUAUUCAAACACGUCACACCUUUGUUUACCCAGUAGGAUGCAGUCGCAGUUAUUGGAGGCCUAGACCAUGUGACCGAGGUCUAACUCCACCAGUGUUGCAAGAAUAAACCCUGCACGCGUUGAAUACCCAACCAUGUCUGGUGCAAUUAAACACCAGGCCAGGCAGUUCAAAGGAGGCUGUGUAAAUAGUAAAACAUGGUGUUGACUUGACUUCCUUACUGAUGGGGCUCCACGUACUGUCCUCAGGCCAUGUGGAUGGGAGUAGCACACCUGGACCAAGGGCAAAGAGAUGGCUCCCAAGAGCACGCUGAGCCUGCAGUGUCCUUCGCGUGGGCCUGAUGAUUCACUCAUCAAGGACUGCCUCUCAUCAUACUAUCCCAUGGCAGCUAAAACUCCUUAGGUUUCCCGAUCAGACUUGUAUUGGAGUAAACCUGUUAAAUUAUUUAUUAUUAUUAUUAUUAUUGUGAUUAUUAUUUAAUUCUAUGUCCGACUGGAUGCAAUUGGUCACCGUUAACAGUAUUUAUUUAUUAUAUUUUUGGAAUGAUAAGUUAUUUUUGGAUUUGUUUGUUUGUUUCAAUGUCUCCAUGUCCCGUUGCAAGUGCAAAGGACGGCCUCAGAACUCUAUGAUCGCUUUGCGUUCAGGCCCAGUAUUGACGCAUCUGACUGUAGCUCGUGUUAAAGUUGGUGGUAAGGCAAAGCGGAAUAAGUCCACUUUAUUGUGAUAGAAGAAUGGGGGUGAAAGGUUAACGGGCAUCAGAAGGACACUCUGCGUAGUCUUUUCCCAUUGAAAACUAGGGUUCAUCGCAAAAUCUUUAUCCACCCUUCUGUGUGCUGGAAUCCAAUGGACAUGAAUGGUGCUGGAUUCUAUGUAUGCAUUACAAGCCUGUGAUCUCACAGAGGAUAUGGCAAGAAUCCUGCUGGUUCCUCUCUGGUUAGAUGGGAGAGAGGAGGGAAAUUUGCAGUCCUGCAAAGGGAAAUCACAGAACAGCCCUUUGCUAGGAGUACAGGUGUCAGUUGGCUGAAAGGCAUAUUUCACUCCUCUCCUUGAGUCAGACCACAAAAUAUAACCUGGCUUCUCUGAAGAAGAAACUCUGGUUCCCUCUGGGGUUGCCAUCUGUAGGACUUUUGUAUGUUGUUUGUUACCAAGUGAUGACGUAGCUGCGGUAGAUAAAAGAAACAACAGUACGGAAGAACCAGCAGUCCUGAAGAUGUUUCCAAAACCCGAUGUCGAAGUGACAAAGCCCAGCCAAGUUAUGGGGUAGGUUGGUUUUUCUCACCCAUGGGUGGAGCUAUUUUAAUUUAACUUGAUGAAAUUUCCAGUGCAGCCCAAAAGGCAGCCCUGCUUAUUGGUUG